Messenger RNA from Daldinia loculata, 2856 nucleotides. RefSeq lists its product as uncharacterized. The coding region runs from base 1 to 2856 and encodes 951 amino acids. The transcript is spliced from 3 exons. The record is from RefSeq and is a predicted model, not a curated record. Lineage: Eukaryota; Fungi; Ascomycota; Sordariomycetes; Xylariales; Hypoxylaceae.
AUGUUGUCUAAAGCGUUAGGAAAGGCAAACGCCGCAGUCCAGCUAGAUAAUGCUCAGAACUACGCUGCAGCCCGGGAUUCCUAUCUGGAAGCUUGCGAUCUCUUACAACAAGUACUUGCUAGGACAAAUGGCGAAGAGGAUAGGAGGAAGCUGGAGGCCAUUCGACUUACAUACACAAGCCGAAUAGACGAGCUGGACGAGUUACUCCCCGCAUAUUUACAAAGUGAUAAAGCCUUACCCGCAAGGCCGGAGAGCGUUGAUGACUAUCAUGGAGUUCAGAUCGAAUUAGCCGGCUCCGAAGACUCUGCAGAGGCCUCGGGGGGUGCGAGGUUAAAUAUGGGCGAGUCUCCCCCUCCGGACGCGUCCCGUCUUCGGUCCUCUCCAAAUCCCAACCAGGGCCAGCCGCUGCUCCAAUCCUCCUUCUCGGGGUCCCGGAUGCGGCGAAACUUCGAAGGACCCUCUCUCAGUUUACCCCAGCAGGAUGGAGGUUUUGUACCUGCCCCAUUAUCACCCCGAAGGCCGGUUUCGCCUGCUAAGCCCCCAACACCGGAGCCCAUUGUGCGGCAGGAUUUCUCCUGGCCAGCUGACCACCUAGCACCCGAGAACGGCGCGAGGAGCCAUAAGCGCAAUCUCAGUCACGAAUCGGGGUCGUGGCUGGAUCCAAUCGACGAAUCAGGUGGUUCGGCUUCGUCCUCGAUUCACUCAAGGACCUCGUCACUGGGAGUCAGGAGGAAACAUCUCCGCCAUACCAGCAGUAACACAGAGGCGGAGUUCGACGCCGCCUUAGACGCUGCAGUAGAAGCUGCUUACGACGAAGGAUUCGAACCUAUGGAAUCAUACGACACCGUCUACGACGAUAACAAUGAUUCUGAUACCGUUGAUGUGUUGAGCAACGCGAGGCGCAAGGUAGAAAUUGCUAAGGAAAGAGUCCGACAAACCGAACGCGAGGCGGCAAUCGAGCUAGCCCGGGAACGGGAACGCCAAAGACAGAUGUCAAUAGAUCAGAAAUCUCAGGUCUUCAGCGGAGAUUUCUUUGAUGCUAACGAUUCAGACGAAGAAGAACGUGUCUUAGAAGAGAUGGCGAGGAGAUCCGUGAUGGAAGAAUUUUCCCCUAAACAUCGGUCCCAGCAUUCACAAUCUAGGAUCCCUAGGGAAUCUGAUUCUAGCGGAACGACCUCUCGGACGUGGCAUAGUUCGGUUGGCUCGAAUCCUCCUACCUCCACAACUAUAUUAUCAACAGUGACCGAGAUGCCAUUACCUGGAACUUCCUCCAAAGGUUCAGCGCCGUCAUUGCCAUCCCCACCACGAUCGCUUGCGCAAGGCUCCCCGUCACAGAUCUCCCCAACGUCUGGUGUGCGUAACCGCCGUCUCUCCGGGCAAAACCCUAAGCAGCUCAAGAUUGAAACCUCUAAGCUCGGUCAACCGCCGUCUAUCUCCACGUCUACGUUUCAGACAAAGACUGCGGGUGGUUUUAUUGCUCAACAAAGACAGGCACUAUCGGCGACAACAACGCGACCCGGACCUUUUUCCAUGCGUGCACCCUCAUCACCCGUUAGAGGCACUAGUCCAGCAGAGGUCACAGCUCCUCCAAGCCCACCGGCGAAUUUAGCAGGUCCCCAAGAUCUUGAGGAACAUCGAACCGACUCACCGUCCUCUGUGCGGCCUGGUAUACACAAGAAUUUCUCGUCUUCCAGUCUAAAGUCUCUAAGGACUCGUCAAUUUUCUGUGUCGCAUAUCGACGACUCGGACCUCUCGCCCAACACGCCUCUUAGCCACCAAAUUUCGAACACAUCGAUAUCUCGCCAGGCCAUGAUUCCCGCAUUGCCUACACCGCUGGCAGCUGCCUUUCACGAGCGGAUGGCGGGCGGUGUUGGUGGUCUACACCUUUUCGAUUCCGAUUUUCAUUCUCCGACUUCCCAUUCUCCUAACCAAGUUUACCAUAGCCACCACCUUCCUCACAACCCUGACGUACCAAUACCUCUAGAACCGUGCCCGUCUGAUACCAUGCUCCGGCCUUUCUGGCUCAUGCGGGCCCUUUACCAGACCCUCGCCCACCCUCGGGGUGGAUAUAUCAGCACUCGGUUAUUUAUUCCCCGGGAUACGUGGAAAGUCAAGGGCGUUAAGCUGCGUGCUCUCGAAGAUAAGAUUGCGCAGUGUGACUUCCUAACCGCGGCACUUCUCAAGCUCGCAAGGGUAGACAGUAAUGACGCAGAUGCGGUACUCGAAGAGAUGCAGAGUUUUGAGAAUAUUCUAGAGACGGUUCAGACGAUACUUACGCGCAAGCUUGGUAACGAGGUGGGCACACAAGGCAUGACGCCUCUCCGAGAGGACAGGGAAGCCGAGGCUGCGCCGCCAGUGCCACGUAGCUCAAGUGUUAGCGGAAAAGGGGGCGCAUUUAGCUGGCGAAGGCUGAGAAACAAAGGCUCGGCUGCUAACAUGACCAACGCAUAUGGAGGGAAGACUAACAGUAGUGGAAGCGGCGGGCCUGGCGUAAGCGAGAGAGAUAUUCCGAGCUCGAUAGGAUCGGGAUCUAUACCAAGUUUACCCUUGACAGCCCACCCAAGCAGUAGGCCUGCGAAGAGGGAUCCCGCAUCAGUCAAUUUUGACGGACCGUACGGAAACUAUAUGGCGAGCUUAGCACGAUUGUUUGACGCUGCGCAGACGGUUGAUCAAAUUGCACGUCAAGUCGAGGACCCUGGCUUACGCCAUGCAGAUAAAACUCAAGUCGGGCUUGAGCUUUGCACCAGACACGCGGCUGAAUUUUUCGGUUUUUAUAUCUGCCGGUUCGUACUGGCUGACCUGGCGAUGCUGCUUGAUAAAUUUGUCAAGAGGGGCAGCGAAUGGGUGCUUAACUAG